Helianthus annuus (common sunflower) is the source of this 882-nucleotide messenger RNA. RefSeq names its product glutathione S-transferase zeta class. Gene Ontology annotation, cellular component: cytoplasm. The transcript is spliced from 9 exons. Gene Ontology annotation, molecular function: glutathione transferase activity; maleylacetoacetate isomerase activity. The record is from RefSeq and is a predicted model, not a curated record. Bases 108 to 740 code for a protein of 210 amino acids. NCBI's taxonomy places the organism in Eukaryota, Viridiplantae, Streptophyta, Magnoliopsida, Asterales, Asteraceae. Gene Ontology annotation, biological process: L-phenylalanine catabolic process; glutathione metabolic process.
GGUACCGGUUCAAUAACGGUACCUUCUACCAUUUACCAUUUGCUCACCAUACAAAGUUAUCAACCGAUAUAAACGCGGCAUCAAAUGAAAGUUGGUCAACCCAAGUGAUGGUUGAGUUUUCAGUUUCAUCGUCAACAAUGAAGCUGUACUCCCACCCGAUGAGCUCUUGCGCUCGUCGUGUUCGUCUCGCUCUUAACUUAAAAGGACUGGAAUAUGAAUGCAUAAAUCUUACUCCACUCGAAGAUCCUGAACUUUCAAAGAUCAAUCCUAUGGGUUAUGUACCUGCUCUGGUGGAUGGCACUACUGUAGUUUCAGAUACGUACGCCAUCUUAUUAUAUCUUGAAGAGAAAUAUCCCCAACAUGCUUUGUUGCCUCAAGAUCUUAUGAAAAAGUCAAUAAAUUACCAGGUUGCAAGUAUAGUUUCUUCCAGCAUUCAGCCUCUUCAGAACACGAAUAUAGUUAAUUAUAUCGGGGAAAUUGUUGGUCCUGAUGAGAAGAUACCUUGGGCUCAGUUUCAUAUCAGGAAGGGGUUUGUAGCUCUCGAGAAGCUAUUAGUGAACUAUGCUGCAAGCUAUGCUACCGGCGAUGAAAUUUACCUGGCCGACAUUUAUCUUGCACCCCAAAUUUAUAAUGCAAUCUACGUUUACAAUCUUGAUAUGAGCGAGUUCCCGAUCCUACUUAAACUGAACAAGACUUACGAGGAAACACCAUCUUUCCAACAGAUUAUGGUUGAAACUUGAAAGUUGAAACACUGCAACAAACAGGUUAUGUUAAGUAGUUGAUACAUUAAAUCAUUGAUAUAUGUUAUACUUUCCUUCUGGGGAUUGCUCAACACUUUUUGUUCAUUUUCACAUUACUUUUAAAGAACUGAUGUUUUGAUUA